AGAAGUUCACAAUUUAGAGACAUCUCAGAAAAUAACCUAAACAAAGAGCUGGUUAUUAUGAAAGAUGGAAAAGCCAUCAGUUCCCACUUCCCAUGCUGCUUAAUUAAGAACAAUGAACGACUGACUGUUAAGUAUGUUAAAGCUGUUAAAGCUAAAGCUGUUAAAAAUGCCAAGCAACCGGUUAAUGACUCUGUUCAACGCAAAAGAAAGCGGCGGUCUAGCGAGCAUGUGAUGUUUCAUUUACAGACUAAGGGAGGUAAAGAUGUGGUUAAUAUCAUGAGAAACAGCACACUGACAAAAAUUCCGGAAAUUACUGUUUAUGGGUACAAAGAUGAAAAGGUGAAGCAAGCUCUGAGAAGAGAUGGUCGUUUACUGGAUAUUGUGUUCACAAAGAACUGUGUGCUCUCUCACACAAGCAAUGAAGUAAUCACUGAAAUGUCCAGCCUGGUGGACGAUCUUGAUGGUAAAAGUUUUAAGAUCAUACUCCUCAAUAGGAAGAAUCCACCAGAAAGUCUGCCUGAGAGUCUUGAACUUGAUGACUUGCAAAAUGAACCUCGGAUCAUUGUUCCCAGUGGAGACCAAGCUCCUCCAAAGCAGUCUACCACAAAUGACUCCCUGAAUGAAAACACACCAAACCAGAAACCAACGCUAAAUGGUAACAUGGCACCAGGAAGCAUGUUACGUGAGAUACCUAAUUCAAAGGAGAUGAAGGGUCGCCUACUUGCAGAGUUCCAACAAGCGGUUAAAGUUAAGAAAACUCAGAAGCAAACUCAGAAGCAAACUCCGCUUUCUCGGAUCCAGAGACUCUUCCGUGUAGAUUAUGGAAAAAAUGUGCAGACAUGCAACGAAGUGAAAACAAUGAAAAAACUAAUGGAUCUGAGUAAUUCGGUUUGCCAUGUGAGAAUAAAUGGUAGAUCAGGGGGAAGUGGCUUCCUCCUGUUUGGCAAGUUUGUCCUCACAAAUGGCCAUGUAAUUAAGAGCAUUUAUAAUGAGAGUGAAAGGCAGCUGACUGAGAAAGUCACUGUCCACUUCUCUUUUGAAAGUCUUGAUCAAGUGGAUCCAGGAGCAGCAGUGGAGGAGGAGGUUGUUGGCUAUGAGUUCGGUUGUGAUGUUUCAGGGCAUAUGUAUGACUGGGCUUUGUUGAGGCUCUGUGCUGACCAGGAGUUGCCUGAUGUUCUGUUAAAACAUGUCAGUUUCCUUCCCCAAAGGGGUGGAAUCUGCAUCAUCGGGCAUCCAGAAACAGUGAAAAAGAUAGAUCCAUGCUUGAUUGUUCCAAGAGAAGGCCUAAAUCAGGUUGUGGAGAGGCAUCAACAACUAAAUCCAGAGGAUGGUUUUACAAACAGUGAAGGGCAACUUCAGUUGUUUACUAACCAGUUCUUUGAUGGUGUGAAAGAAUCUAUCAGACAACAGCAAAACACUCUACUAUACGAGUCCUGUUUUUAUUUUGGCUCAUCUGGCUCUCCUGUCUUUGACGAACACUGCAAUGUUGUUGCAAUGCAUUCAGGCGGGUUUGUCUAUGCAGAAAAGGAAAUCCAGAGUGUCAUAGAGUAUGGCUAUCCUUUGUCCGAUAUUACGGAACACAUUGUUAUCCAAAUGGUGCAAAGAGACAGGUUCGAUGUUUUGAAGGAAUACCUGGAUUGUGAUCAUGCUCAUCAGCAAAGGGUGAUGAGCAAUUUGAAGAAACUGGUUGAGGGCAGAAAUAUCAUCGCAUUUAAAAACAGAGUCAACGACCCACAGAUCUGUAAUGACGAGGGUUUGAAGAAGUUCUUUGAGUUCUUCUCUCAGAUGGAUGAACCUGUCCCAAUGGACAUUUGAAAUUGAUUGAGCGACACCGACAGUAACCCAGCUGACCAAUGAUUCAGUGCAAACGGUUCAAGUUGUGUGCAAAAAAAACUAUCUGUUUUCAUUUUUUAAGGAGACUUAUCGUUGUCUGUCACAAAGGGGUGCAGAGAUUGGGAUAAAGAUCUCAAACAACUUCAUUUUAACAAUAAAGGUAAAUAUGGUUUCUCCAAUUUUACCACAUGUUGUCGCCGCUUGUUUUUGAGGAUAUUUAAUUUUUACUAUAUAUUUUGUACCGAGUGCGAUUCUUAAAGCAGUCUGUUAAUAGUAUGUGUAUUGAGUUGAGAUGAUCUGUUUUAAAUACUCUUUGGGGGCAGAAGGUUGCCGGGUUGUUCAGUUCGGUAAACUAGGCCAUUUUGAAUGUUCAUACAGGGAUUGAUCUUAAUUAUGAGCUGCAUUGGAUGUUGACAUAUAUGAAUUAGAAAAGUGUCUGAAUUUAAGUUUGUUUUAUUUUAUGGUUUGAGUUAGGACCUCACUCUUUGACAUGAAGAACCAUUUCCUGUUUUGAGGAAUGGAUCAUUAGGAGUGUUGGACACCUGGGCUGGUGUGACUGCUCAGCCAUAUCAUUAUGAAUGCAUCCACACUGCACACUUAAGUUAGUUUAAUAAUUAAUAAGAAAAAAUGCCAAAGAUGAAGUAUGUCUGGGAAAAAACAGUGUUUAAAAACAUUGCUUGGUUUGUCCACCAGAGAGCACUGAUUUAAACGUUCAGUUGGUCACCACCAUUCAGUAAUGUAUAAAAUAAAUGAUCAGAUUGUUUAAAAAAUCAAAUGUUGUUUUCAGCCUCAAAGAUCUACUUUUUACCUUUUUAUGUCUUUAGGUUUUUUUAAAGAAAAUAUUACAUUUUAAAUGUUCAUUAAAUCUCUCGUUUAUUGGUAAUGUAUGACGUUUUAAAACAAAUUUUACUACAAAUCUGUGUUGUUUUUUGUGUGAAUGAUUGUCCUAAAUUAAAGGAUCUAUUUUUUGCUUCGUGCAUCAAAGAUUUAUUAUUCAACCCUUUUUUGCAUUUGAUGGACAAGACUGUUGGUCUCUCUUCCUCCAUAAAUCCUGUUGGUUUGUGCUUCUGUAUAUAUCAGGGAUAUAUUUUGAUAAAUGUAUGCUUUAUUUUACAUUUGGAUAUCCGUUUACUCCACAACGUUGGACAUGUCUUCAUUAGAGUCUGUAUUAAAGGAUAACCCACAUAUUUUGUAUCACACAUCCUGUAUUACAAUGAGAAAGCAGCACA
Messenger RNA from Notothenia coriiceps (black rockcod), 3062 nucleotides. RefSeq names its product protein FAM111A-like. Gene Ontology annotation, cellular component: nucleus; chromatin. Bases 58 to 1815 code for a protein of 585 amino acids. The transcript has a single exon. Lineage: Eukaryota; Metazoa; Chordata; Actinopteri; Perciformes; Nototheniidae. The record is from RefSeq and is a predicted model, not a curated record. Gene Ontology annotation, biological process: DNA replication.